AUGGCUAGUCGACGAACGGGAUCAUAUGGUUAUCAACAAACAGAAGGACUUUCAGGCGCUGAAUAUUUGGCUUCUAUUUAUGGUACUGAAAAAGAUAAAGUUAAUUGUUCAUUCUACUUUAAGAUUGGUGCCUGUCGUCACGGUGAUAAGUGCUCACGAACUCAUCAUCGACCAACAUUUUCGCCAACCGUUUUACUUCAAAAUUUUUACCACAAUCCGAUUGUUGACGUGCGUCAGGCAGAUGCUUUCGACAAGGUUGGGAAGAAGAAUGACGAGGAGCAAGCUUAUUUUGAUGAGUUCUAUGAAGAAGUGUUCACUGAACUGGAAAAGAAGUAUGGUGAAAUAGAUGAGAUGAAUGUUUGUGAAAAUAUCGGUGAACAUAUGAUCGGCAAUGUUUAUGUGAAAUUCUUGCGGGAAGAAGAUGCUGAAAAAGCUGUGAAGGAUCUAGAAAAUCGAUGGUUUAACGGACAACCAAUAUACGCAGAGCUCUCACCAGUGACAGACUUUCGAGAAUCGCGUUGCCGUCAACAUGAAGUGACCACUUGUUAUAAGGGUGGAUUUUGCAAUUUUAUGCAUCUGAAAGCAAUCAGUCCGGAGCUGGGAGAAAGGCUUUUUGGACGCAGAGGUCGUUAUGCAGAUGAAGCAGGGCACUAUCCAAGCGCAAAACGCGAUCGUCGACGCGAACGUUCACCGCGCGAUCGGUCUCGUGACGAUUGGCGUGAGAGGGUACGUAGUCGACGAUAUUAA
Messenger RNA from Brugia pahangi, 747 nucleotides. NCBI's taxonomy places the organism in Eukaryota, Metazoa, Nematoda, Chromadorea, Rhabditida, Onchocercidae. The record is from the annotation of a GenBank genome assembly.